This is a messenger RNA of Daktulosphaira vitifoliae (grape phylloxera), 900 nucleotides long. RefSeq lists its product as uncharacterized. The transcript is spliced from 6 exons. Lineage: Eukaryota; Metazoa; Arthropoda; Insecta; Hemiptera; Phylloxeridae. Bases 1 to 900 code for a protein of 299 amino acids. The record is from RefSeq and is a predicted model, not a curated record.
AUGGCAAGCGAAAACAAUACGGAUAGCCAUAUUUAUGAAACAAAUAUGAAUGUUGUGAAACGCCGAAUUGAAGAAUUCUGGAAUCGUCGUUUCAUGAGUUCCAAUUUAGUCGUUGAUAGUCCAGAAGAUCCCCAAACAUCAAGACAGUCUAAAGCAAAUUCUAGUGGAAAUAUUAACACUGAAAAAAAUACAGUUACACCAAAAAAACGAACCUAUCGUAAACAACUUGAAAGCGAUGAAAUUAUUGCAGAAAAAGUGAAAUUGAUACAGCGAGGAGAUAUUACAACACUGAUAAAAAAUGAAAAAUCAGGAAAGUAUAAAGAAAAAUUAUCAGUACCACAAAAAAGGAGUUACAUGCCAAUUCUAAAUAAUGACAAAACACCAACAAUACCAAAAUAUUUAUUAGGAAAAAGUUUUCAUAAGAAUCACUUGCAUCGCAACAAAUGCGAUGAAAAAAAGCAACCCAUAGAAGUAUCUUCCAAUGAUAAUGAUGGCCCUAAUAUAGAAAGUAACUUAUCCAAAGAACAUAAUGAAGUCAUUAAAAAAUUAGAAGCUAAUAAUGAACCUUCAAAUGACGUUAUAAUACCUGAAGUGUCUACUGAUAAAGUAAAAGAAACACUAAAAGAAAAAAUAAUCCAUUUAGAACCCGCAAAAUAUGAAGUAAAAGAGCAGCUCCUAGAAAUAUCUUCUUCUGAAAGUUCGAAUUUAAAAAGAAAGUCAUCCGAUAAAGAUGAGAAAAUCAUAAAAAAGUUUAAAGUUAGUCCUGAAGUUUCGACUUCAAAUAUGAAUGAACUGUUGCCUGCCGUGUCCGUUGUCGAAAUUGAUGAAAUACCGGAAAAAGAAAUAGGUAAAUUAAUAUACUUUUUUUUUAUUGAUUUCUUUAAUAUUUAUGUCACAUAG